Molecule: messenger RNA, 1184 nt
Organism: Neopsephotus bourkii (Bourke's parrot)
Lineage: Eukaryota; Metazoa; Chordata; Aves; Psittaciformes; Psittacidae
Gene: MPG
Product: N-methylpurine DNA glycosylase
Exons: 5
Coding region: 243-1088 (281 amino acids)
Biological process (GO): base-excision repair
Molecular function (GO): DNA binding; alkylbase DNA N-glycosylase activity
Source: RefSeq, a predicted model, not a curated record
GUUCCGCCGGAGGCCCGCAUGCUGCCGUUACAGGCCGCGGCCGGCCGAGGUGGGGAAGCGGCCGGCAGCGGCGUCGGGAGGCCCCGGCAGACUUCUCAUUGGACUUCACACAGUCCUUAGUACAACUGCAUGUGGAGCAGUUUAUUCCUCUGAGCCUAGGGCUGACUUCUCAGGAAGAGGUGUGGGAACCCUCUGCUUCAGUGCUUAUAGAGGGAGCAACUCCAGGAUCCUUUUUCAGAACUAUGCCAAGGAAACGAAAGCUGUUGGCUCAGUUAAGUGCUCUCCAAAGUGACUCCAGCUUCCCUUCCUUUGAUGCCUUGGGGAGCUUGAACGCUAAACUUGAUGGUGAUUCUUCUCCAAAAAGCAGCAAAUAUUUUGCCGCAGAGAAAAAAAAUUCUUCCCAUCUAGAAGCAGAUUUUUUCAACCAGCCCUGUAUUAGCCUGGCCAAGUCCUUUCUGGGACAGAUUUUAGUUCGCAAACUUCCUGAUGGCAGAGAACUCUGGGGGAGGAUUGUUGAAACAGAAGCUUAUCUGGGUGGGGAAGAUGAAGCUUCCCACUCGAAAGGUGGGAAGCAGACUCAACGAAAUGCAGCUAUGUUCAUGAAACCAGGAACUCUGUACGUGUAUCAGAUCUAUGGGAUUCAUUUCUGUGUGAAUGUUUCCAGUCAAGGGGAAGGGGCUGCAGUAUUGCUUCGCUCUUUGGAACCUCUGCAGGGAUUAGAUGCGAUGAGAGAGAUGCGCAGUGCUUCAAGGAAAGGACCCACAAAGCUGCUGAAGGACUGGCAGCUGUGUAAUGGACCCUCCAAGCUCUGCCAGGCAUUUGGGAUUGAUAAGACUUUUGACCAAAGAGACCUGGCACAAGAUGCUGCCAUCUGGAUGAUACCUGGACCUGAUCUACCAGGGGAGCAGGACGUGGUAGCCACAACAAGGAUUGGUAUUGGUAACAGGGGAGAGUGGACACAGAAACCCCUCAGGUUUUAUUUACAAGGAAACAGAUUCGUGAGUGUUGUAGACAAGAAAACGGAGAGAGAGAUGGCAGCAAUGGGACAGCUUUCUUGUCUUGCAAGUGUGGCACCAAGCAGGACUUGAGCUGUGCUCUGUAUUAUAGCUGUGUGGUGGCAGCAGCUGCGGCAGACAGAGGGACCUGGAGGUUUUAAAACAAUAAAUGUACUUCAUUACAAUGAA